Cooperia oncophora is the source of this 204-nucleotide messenger RNA. Lineage: Eukaryota; Metazoa; Nematoda; Chromadorea; Rhabditida; Trichostrongylidae. The record is from the annotation of a GenBank genome assembly.
AUGGCUCAGAUCGUUCGUCAGAGUAAAUUCCGUCAUGUGUACUGUAAACCGUUGAAGCACGAGCAAUGCAUGUCCGACCUUCGGGUCACCGAGAUCACGUGGGACUCGUUGUUUUGCUCGGUGAAUCCAAAGUUCGUGGCAUUUAUCACAAAGGGAGCUGGAGGACCAUUCAUGGUCAUUCCAGUGAAUAAGGUCUCGCGAUAA